GGAGAGUGCUCUUGCCUGUAAAACGCAUUCUAAUCUAGACAAGACAAUGUGAGAGAGUGAUUAGAUACCACCUGCAUCAUAAAUUUUGAAGAAAUGUUGUCGGUAGGAAUAGUCUUUGUCAGUUUUAAUUAAAUAGAAAUCAAUUAUGGUAUUGCCUAGCCUUGCCCAAUAGCUCUCAUGGGUUCGCCAAUCUUCUUCCUUCUACUCUCUUUGGCAUUUUCAUUCCCACUAUCAUCUUCAGCAUUGAUUGCUAUUAGUAACGGCACAUCCAUAUCAGUAGAGAAACCAGAUAGUCUGAUAUCACCAAAUGGCGACUUCUCUGCUGGCUUUUAUUCUGUGGGUGAUAAUGCCUAUUGCUUUGCCAUUUGGUUUUGCAACUCACGCACCGUAGUUUGGAUGGCAAACCGUGACCGGCCAGUUAAUGGUAAGCACUCAAAGCUCUCUCUUCUCAAAAAUGGCAAUCUGAUCUUAACUGAUGCCAAUAAAUUAAAUGUUUGGAUCACAAACACUGUCUCACUCUCCUUUGUCCAAUUAUCUCUCUACAACACCGGUAACCUUGUUCUAUGCAAUGUGGACGGUGUUAUUUUGUGGCAAAGCUUUGAUUUCCCUACAGAUACCCUUCUUCCUCAACAACUACUCACUAGAAACAUCAAGCUUGUCUCCUCAAGAAGCCAGAGCAAUUAUUCCACUGGUUUCUAUGAGUUUUUCUUCAACAACAAAAACAUUCUCCGCCUUUUUUAUAAUGAUUCUGGGAUUUCCAGUACUGAUUAUUGGCCUAACCCAUGGCUUACACUCUGGGAUACUGGAAGGAUCUCCUACAACAAUAGCAAAACAGCUGUCCUUAAUUCCUUGGGGAACUUUAGUUCAUCCGAUAAUUUAACUUUUGUGUCAGCUGACUAUGGAGCAGUACUUCAUAGAAGAUUGACACUUGAUUACGAUGGUAACAUUCGAUUGUACAGUUGGGAAGAGGAGGGGCAGAGUUGGGUUGUUUCAUGGCAAGCCAUUCAGAAACCUUGCGAGAUGAUUCCUGGUGCUUGUGGGGCAAACGGUUUGUGCAGUUAUGUUAUUGGUUCCGGCAGAAAAUGUUCCUGCCCACCAGGAUACAAGAUGAAAAAUCGUAUUGAUUGGGCUGAUGGCUGUGAACUCGAAGUUGAUCUCUCUUGCGAGCAAAAUGAGUCGGGGUUUCUGCAGUUAUCCCAGGUUGACUUUUACUCGUAUUAUGGGAAUGAUUUUGGGCUGUUCAACAAUUACAGCUUUGAUCAAUGUAGGGAUCUAUGUUUGGCCUCUUGUGAUUGCGAAGCGUUCGAAUACAGCUUUAACGAGUAUUACGGUUAUUCAAAAUGUUCUCCUAAGACACGAUUGCUAAAUGGGUAUCGUACACCGAAUUCAAAUGGAGACCUCUUUUUGAAACUACCGAAAAGCAAAAUCUCGUCCCUCCUCAAUCCUCUAGAAGAAUUCAAUUUAACUUGCCCAGGCGAUGGUACAAUACAAAGUGGUAGAAACAGGACACAAAAAUUCAUGCUUUGGUUUGCUUGUGGAGUGGGUGGACUUGAAAUCAUCUCUUUCUUUCUGGUGUGGUGUCUUUUCAUCAAAAUCGAGAAAAGUUUAGGUGUUGACAAGCAAGCCUAUGAUCGUGCUGCCAUCGGAUUCAGAAAUUUUACAUACACAGAACUAAAAAAGGCCACAAAGAAUUUUAGUGAAGAGAUCGGAAGAGGUGCGGGAGGAAUUGUCUACAAAGGGGUGUUGUCUGACAAACGAGUUGCCGCAAUCAAACUUCUCAAAGAAGCCAGCCAAGGAGAUGGUGAAUUUCUAGCUGAAGUAACCAUCAUUGGAAGGAUUAACCACAUGAACUUAAUAGAGAUGUGGGGUUAUUGUGCAGAGGGAAAGUAUCGGCUUUUAGUAUAUGAGUAUAUGGAGCAUGGUUCUUUAGCAGAUAACCUUUCAGCUAAUGUACUUGAUUGGGAAAAAAGGUUCAAAAUUGUUGUGGGCACUGCGAAAGGCCUAGCCUAUUUGCAUGAAGAUUGCUUGGAUUGGAUUUUGCAUUGCGAUAUAAAGCCUCAAAAUAUACUUUUGGACUCAACUUAUCAACCAAAAGUGGCAGAUUUUGGCCUGUCAAAGUUACAAAAUAGAGGUGUCCUUAAGAAUUCAAGCUUCUCAAAUAUAAGAGGAACACGAGGUUAUAUGGCUCCAGAAUGGAUUUUCAAUCUACCUAUCACCUCCAAAGUGGAUGUUUAUAGCUAUGGGAUUGUUGUGCUAGAAAUGGUGACAGGAAAAGGUCCAUCAAGGAGUGUCCAUGCAAUAGAUGAUGGUAGGGAGGCAGAGCACAAAAGGCUGGUUACAUGGGUGAGGGAAAAAAUGAAGAAAGUGGCUACAGAUACUUCCUUACUUGAAGAAAUCAUUGAUCCAAUGUUGGUGGGUAAAUAUGACAUAUUUGAGAUGGAAGCUUUGGUUCAUGUUGCUCUACAAUGCGUAGAAGAAGACAAAGAUGAAAGACCUACUAUGAGCCAAGUAGUAGAGAUGCUCUUACGCCAAGAAAAAGUCAGUGAUGUUGUUAUAUUUGACGAGUGUAGUGAUGAGUGAAGCCUCAAGGCCUACUAAAUAUGAUAUCUCAAGUGACUACCAAAUUUCAUUCAUAAAGCAAUCAUAAUUGUGAACCUGUUCUCUCC
Messenger RNA from Quercus lobata, 2666 nucleotides. RefSeq names its product putative receptor protein kinase ZmPK1. Bases 178 to 2580 code for a protein of 800 amino acids. The record is from RefSeq and is a predicted model, not a curated record. NCBI's taxonomy places the organism in Eukaryota, Viridiplantae, Streptophyta, Magnoliopsida, Fagales, Fagaceae. The transcript has a single exon. Gene Ontology annotation, molecular function: ATP binding; protein serine/threonine kinase activity. Gene Ontology annotation, biological process: recognition of pollen; protein phosphorylation.